This is a messenger RNA of Athene cunicularia (burrowing owl), 3809 nucleotides long. RefSeq names its product phosphoinositide-3-kinase adaptor protein 1 (gene PIK3AP1). Gene Ontology annotation, cellular component: cytosol. Gene Ontology annotation, molecular function: signaling receptor binding; phosphatidylinositol 3-kinase regulatory subunit binding. The record is from RefSeq and is a predicted model, not a curated record. Gene Ontology annotation, biological process: signal transduction. The coding region runs from base 508 to 2928 and encodes 806 amino acids. The transcript has 17 exons. Lineage: Eukaryota; Metazoa; Chordata; Aves; Strigiformes; Strigidae.
GGCGUGCGGGUCUCGGCGCUCGGUAGCGGUAGCCAGGAGAAGAGGCCUGCUGGCAGGGCGGGCGCGCAGAGGAAGGACCCGCGAGGCACAGCCAUCCUGCCGGUGUGAGGAGAUUUGGAAAGGCCCCGCUCAGUGGUAGCGCCCGCGGCUGGGCUAAGGCAACAGGCGGGGGGGAAGGUGCUUGUGGUGCAGAAGCAGGUUUAGAGCCCACAGCGGAGAGGAGGUGGGAAUCCGGGACAGUUUCUGCGGGGAGACUUAGGACAUAUGGCUGUUGGAGAGGGAAGACUGCAGUCCGCUUACACUCUUCUCCCCCGCCCCCAAUCAGUCCACUCCUAGUUGUAAUCCAUUUUAAAUAUGAUCGCUGAAAGGAGAACGGUAGGGAGCAGAAGGAGCCAGGCUGAUUCAUAAAGGAGAACAACCCGGUAGCUGUAGGCAACCUGAGUGCUGUCAGUGACCUCACCGACAGGGUGCAGGCUCAUAUAGCUUAAACGUGGUAGGGAGAGCCAGAUGUUAGCAACAAGAUUUAUUGGUAGUCCCGAGAAAGAAACCCCUGGAGGAUAUGAUGUGCUCAUUGUGUAUGCAAGUGACGCCACUGAAUGGUGUCAGUACCUCCAGAACCUCUUCCUCUUUACUCGGCAUGUUCGAAAGCAUCGGAUUCUGAGCUACCAGCUGGAAGGCGGGUCUGCCAUCUCCCACCAGGAGCUGGACUUAUUCAGCAGAAGUCGGAGUAUCAUCCUUUUGCUAUCUGCUGAGCUGGUGCAGAAUUUUUAUCUCCCUCCUGUCCUGCAGAGCCUUCAGGAAGCUUUAUGGCCCCCGUGCAAAGUAGUGAAGCUGUUCUGCGGUGUCACGGACUGUGAUGACUAUGUGACCUUUUUCAAGGAUUGGUCUCAGUGGCAGGAACUCACAAAUGAUGAUGAGCCUGAUGCUUACCUUGCAGCUGUCAAGAAGGCAAUUUCAGAAGACUCAGGCUGUGACUCUGUGACUGAUACAGAAACAGAAGACGAGAAGAGCCCAGUUUACUCCCACAGACUUGCCAUGAGUGAAGAACAUGGAUCAUCCAAGAGCACUGGAGACCAUCUGGUGGUGCAGCCUGACCGCAUACGGUGUGGGGUGCGGACAACAGUUUAUAUUAUCAUGAAAUGCAAGCUUGAUGGUGAAGUGAAAACUGAAGUUGAAUUCUUUCCAGAGAAUGCGUCGUCUGUGCGUGUGCUGGCUGAGAUGGAGAACGAGUACACAAUCUCUGUGGAGGCUCCAAAUUUAACCUCUGGAACAGUGCUUCUGCAGAUAUAUUCAGGGGACUUGAUGGUGGGAGAAACAAGCAUCAUCUAUCAUACCGACAUGGAGGAAAUCAGCAGUCUGUUGGCUAAUGCAGCCAACCCAGUACAGUUCAUGUGCCAGGCCUUUAAAAUUGUGCCAUACAGCAUAGAAGCACUGGACAAACUGUUGACUGAGUCACUCAAGAAGAACAUUCCUGCCAGUGGCUUACAUCUGUUUGGAAUCAACCAACUGGAAGAAGAAGAUAUGACAACAAAUCAGAGGGAUGAGGAGUUGCCAACACUUCUUCACUUUUCUGCAAGAUAUGGGCUGAAGAACCUCACCGCCUUGCUCCUUACAUGCCCUGGAGCACUGCAGGCCUACAGUGUAGCCAACAAAUAUGGCCACUAUCCGAACACCAUAGCAGAAAAGCAUGGCUUUAAGGACCUCCGCCAAUUCAUUGAUGAAUAUGUGGAAACAGCAGAUAUGCUGAAGAGUCACAUUAAAGAAGAGCUGAUGCAAGGCGAGGAGGAUGAGGCUGUUUAUGAGUCCAUGGCUCAUCUGUCCACUGAUCUGUUGAUGAAAUGUUCCUUGAAUCCUGGCUCUGAUGAAGAGCUUUAUGAAUCCAUGGCUGGAUUUGUCCCUGGUGCCCCAGAAGAUCUUUAUGUAGAGAUGCUUCAGUCCAAACCAGACACUCCAGUUGCCACAGAUGAAGUUUCUCUAACUACAAAAGACUCAAUGCUCCGCAAGUUUUUAGAAGGUGGCAGCAUGGAUGCGCCAGACUCAGAAGAAGGAGUUUGCCAGCAGUAUGGUGAAGAUGUAUACUACUCAGUGGAACAAGAUACUUUUCCACAGGAAAUGGCUAGCAGACCUCCAGUUCCUGUUCCAAGACCAGAAUCCAGCUCUCCACAGCCGGACAAUGAGUUAUACAUCUCCAAAAUUUUUGCCCAGAAAGCUCAAAGACCUGAGAAUCUCUAUGUCCCUAGAGGAAAGGUUAAGAAAGAGACAAUAAUCAGACCUGUAAGGGACCCAUCUCAAUCAAGCAUAUAUGAUCCAUUUGCUGGAAUGAAAACCCCAGGUCAGCGGCAGCUGAUUACAUUACAGGAGCAAGUGAAAAUGGGCAUACUCACUGUUGAUGAAGCUGUACUUCAUUUUAAGGAAUGGCAACUGAACCAGAAAAAGAGAUCAGAAUCAUUCCGGUUCCAGCAGGAAAAUCUGAAACGGCUACGAGACAGCAUAACCAGGAGACAAAUGGAGAAGCAAAAGAAAGACAAAAGUGCAGAUUUGGAAAUUACCGUACCCAUUCGACAUCCUCAUAAUACUUUGGGGAAACCAGAAUGUGGAAUAUAUGAAUAUACCCCCAGGAAAAACGUUUUCCCACCAAAAAGGGAGUUAAAGCGAGGAGACUGGAAAACAGAAAGCACAUCCAGCACAACAAGUAGUGCAAGUAACCGCUCCAGCACUCGGAGCAUUUUGAGUGUCAGCAGUGGGAUGGAAGGUGACAGUGAGGACAAUGAAGUCCCAGAAACAACUAGAAGCCGCAGCCCAGUUGCCCACCAAGCAGAGAGGCUGCCUUUUCCAGAAAGGCCUCCCAGAGUGCCUCCUCGAGGUGCAAGCAGGCCUGUAAGCUGUGAAAGCUUUUAUCCUCCACCUGUGCCCCCAAGAGGUCGCUGAAUUUCUCAACAUCUGUGGAAUAUGAGAUUUUUCUGUUUGCAUGUGUGUUUGUACAGAUAUUUUGGGGUUGUCUUAAAUUAUUUAUAAGUGGGAGACAAAUGUUUUCUUUCCCUUCCUUCUCCCUAAAGCUCUGGUGACUUUUCCCAUGACUUUCAUUUUUUCAUUUAUUGGCCUUGCGUAACUUUUUUGCUUGGAAGAAUUUUGGUGCUUUGAGAAUUCAAGAAAAAGUAUCACAGUUAGGAAGGAGAACACUGAUGUGUGUCUUAGCAGCCCUGCGCCAACAUGAAGUUUCCUUUUGACCAAGAAAGAACACGUGUCCUUUUAGAAACUAAAUCCUGAUAAGCAUUGUUACCAAAACACUCAAUAUAACCAACCUACAAGGGCUUGACUGGAAAACAUGCUUCAAAAACUAAAGAAAAUAAGUUGUUUGAAGAACACUCAUUACAGCAGGAGCAGGUGAAGGUACUGCUGUUUGGUAUAACAUUUUGGGUAUGGACAUAUUGACCUUUCAGGUCAGUAGCAUCUCCCUCCAGCAAUCAUUAAACAAUGGGAGGAUGAGAACUUGUCUUUAUUCAAGAAUGUAUUUUGCAUACAGCCUUGAAAAUGGCUUUCCCUUUCCCCUUCACUCCCUGAAGAGGACAGACAUUAACAAGGUGUUGUGUGCUGCAUUUACCAUGAAAAUUCCAGCUGGUAAGGGACCUGCUGUAUCACAAAACAACUGUACUUAAACCACUUCUGGGGAGCAGGUGGGCAUGUUGUUACUUGAAAUGACACGACUGGCCUCUCAAAUUAGAGGAAGGAAUUGGCUGCAAUGCUGUGUUCUGUAUCUCUUACAUGUAUUCACUAUAGAAGCAAUAUAAAGGUGUUUCACUUCAUGCUCU